Musca vetustissima is the source of this 4281-nucleotide messenger RNA. RefSeq lists its product as uncharacterized. The transcript is spliced from 7 exons. The coding region runs from base 70 to 4281 and encodes 1403 amino acids. The record is from RefSeq and is a predicted model, not a curated record. NCBI's taxonomy places the organism in Eukaryota, Metazoa, Arthropoda, Insecta, Diptera, Muscidae.
AAUGCACAACAACCGCCGCCAUCAUCUUCUUCAGCUUCAACACUUCCUCCCUCGUCGAUAGCCACAUCCAUGGCCAAGUUUCCACCACACAGUGGUAGUGGAUUGCCUCCAUUACAAACAACUGCUGGCCUUUUUGGCCCAGGAGGUCUGCCGCCUCAUGGUUUACCGCCUGGCGUGGGACAUCCUGGAAUGUUGCCCGGUGGCAUACCUCCCAAUGGUAUAUCUCCAAUGCUUUUACACGCAUCGCCAUAUCGCCCGCCCUAUCCCAAUUAUGCACUCUAUGCACCCUACAGUGGGCUACCGCACAGUCACUAUUUGCCCCCUGCAGUGCCAUCGCCAAGUGCCUCGCCACGGACAAGUCGAGAAUCUCCCAUGAUGUCACAAAUGACCAAACCAGCCAGCUUAAGGCCGCCAACGCCAGUCAGCAGCCAGCCAAACAACUCUGCAUCGUCGUCGGCAGCACCACCAUCAUCGUCGUCAUCGUCGACAGGAGCGGGACAAUCAAAUAGUGCUAGUGGUUCCAGUACGCCUACCAGCUCAACUCCAACCACAGUGUCUACGCCCACGUCAAUGCCACCUGUGACAGCAAGCUUAAGUCAUGGCCCAGCGACAGGACUGCCAACACCUGCAAUGCCCUCGCAUCUGUUGCAUCAUCCACAUCUUCCAUAUCCAGGAUCGUUGCCUAUGCCGCAGCAAAUGCUGGGUGGUCCUCCGCCACCAUUUCCACAUCCCCAGUCGGCGGCAAUGUUAUCGCAUCAUCUGCCCAUUUCCUCCUCCCACCCAGGUCACAGUAUAGCAAGUGUAACGACCACAACCUCUGCCUCCACACCACUCAGUGCAACACUGAGCGGAGGCAGCGGCGGCGGGGUCAUCAAUAGUGGAUUAAAUCCACCAACAAUGUCCAGCAGAGAUGGAGCCCAAAUACUGCAUCCACCGCCACCACACUUGCUGACGCAUCCCCAUUUGGGGCCGCCACAUAUGCCGCCACUUCCGCCUCAUAUGCUGCCAACGCCACACUCAGCUCUUCUGCGAGGAGCCUCACCAACAACCACCCCAUCUACUCCUCAGAGCAGUAGUAGUAGUAGUCAGCCGCCUCAACCUGCAAGUUCUGUUGCCUCAACUGCUGCGGCCACAAAUUCAGCAUCUGUGAUUCACAAGGGCAUAUCACCGCAAAGUGAAAGUCCGUCUAAAGAGCGUAGCAGCAGUAGUAGUAACACCAGUAAUGACAGUCUCGCCUACCUUCCACGUUCGUCUGUUGCCAAUACUCACCUCAGUGGUUUUCCUCAACCGCCACCACCAACAUCAACGGCGGCGGCAUAUUUACCAACGUCAAUGGCGGCGCCCACAUCAUCAUCAGCAUCGUCGUUAUCACUAUCCACAGCGUCGUCGUCGAUAGCAUCGUCCUCCUCGAUGACGACCUCCUCUACACCAUAUUCCGUUGCUUCCUUGGCUAUAUCAAAUGCCUCCUAUAGUUCCACGGUUUCGUUGCCUACAACAACAUAUGCUGCAGCUGGCGGUAUGCCCAUGAUGACUUCACAACAGCUGCCACAACAUGCUCCUCCGGGUGGUUUACCCUAUCCGGGUGCUCCAAAACAUUCGAUGUGGCCGCCUCCAAGUUCCUCUUCAUUGUCAAUACCACCUCCGACAUCAGCUGUUACCUCACAUCCAUCUAGUUUGGCCACAAGGCCCACGCCACCGCCUCCAACUGUGGCAGCCACAUCCGUGACGGCAGGCGGCUCGUCGUCAAUGCAGCCACCACCCAUUUCGGUUUCACCGCACACAGCGACAAUGCAUUCCUCAUCGGCUUUGGCACCACCACCGCCGACAAUACCUGCUCCUGGUAGUGGAUUUCAUCCACAAUAUUUUGUGCCUCCAAUGCCAACAGUUCCUGCGGCUCCGCCGGUGUCGUCCUCAGCAAUGAUGGUUGGUGGUGUACCGCCAAUUAGUUCCAUAAGCAGUUCACUGGCUGUUAGUUCGGCAAUCUCGGCACCAGCAUCCUCAGCAAUGAUAACCACGGCGGCAAAUAGUGCACCGGUUACCACAACCACUCAAAGUUCGGCACCACAUCCAUUUUCGGCGGAAUCGUUAUUCCAGCCGAAUGAUCAAGCCGAUCUUUUGAGACGUGAAUUGGAUAAUAGGUUCCUGGAUCGUAGUACACAACAACAGCCAGCUGGCGUUCAUGCAAUACCAUCACCGUAUCUAAGGCAAGAAUUGCAUCAUCAUCAACAUCAGCAUACCCAUCUGCAUCAGCAUCAACAAUUAUUGCCAACAGCUAUAGCGGCAGCUCCGCCACCAGCGCCGGCUCCUCUCUUUCCUCCGCCUCUGUUCAAAGACAUUCCCAAAAUUGCUGCCGUUGAUUCGCCAUUCUAUCGUACGGGGUUGGGAUUGCCCGGUUAUGCGGGCUACAGUCCAGCCGGGUUAAUGCAUCCCGGUUUGGGUGGUGCUACCCCGUUUAUGCCACCCAGCCAUUUAACAUCAUUUGCGCCAAAGAAAACUGGCCGUUGGAAUGCCAUGCACGUUCGUAUAGCGUGGGAAAUUUACUAUCAUCAAAAUAAACAAAAUCCCGAUAAAUUAAGCUCAGCAUCGGCAGCAUCAGCAUCAGCGGCCUCAUUAGGUCCCGGCUCGGGUAGUAAUCCAUCAACACCGGGUAUUACGGCGAAUAAUAGUAGUAGCAGUGCCAGUGUUACGCCAACAUCAACGACCGUGUCACAAAGUAGUAUAGCUGUAUCAUCGGGUCUAGGUGGUGCUGGACCCUCACCAUCGGCAAUGUCAUCGCUAAGUAUGAAAGCGUCGCCAGCCUUAACAUUAAGUGCGGGAGCAUCACCGCAUCUAAUGCAUCGACCUGGUGAAUUGCCACCAACUGCUUAUGCCUCGGCAUUGCCGGGACGUUCGCCGUUUGAGACAUCGCCAUUGUCGGCUAGUUUCAUUGGGGCACCGCCCAGUCAUAUAGGUACUGCUGUUUCCCCAUUUGGCCGUUACGUAGGACCAUUUGGUUUUGGCCUAUCUCCAUUUGGCAGAGAAAUACAAUUAGGUGGUACCCUGCACGAUCCUUGGAGAGCAGCUGCUUUACAACAACGCGCUGUGCCUUAUCAUCCGGGAGCACCACCUCCUGGUUGGCCCAUGAAACCCGAUACCACAGCCUUAGAUAAUGCCCGGCGAGAGGCCGAAGAACGCGAACGAGAACGUGAAAUGCGUGAACGCGAACAACGAGAACGUGAACGACAACGUCAGCGAGAACGUGAGGAACGUGAACGCAAGGAGAAGGAGGAGAAACUUAAACGGGAACAACAGGAACGUGAACAGCGUGAACGCGAGCGGGAACGUGAACGGAAGGAGCGUGAACGCAGAGAAAUGGAACGCCGCGAAAUGGAACGUGAACGUAUGCUGCAACAGCAGCGCAUCAACGAAAGCAAUAAAUUGUCGCAAGCGGCGGCAGCAGCAGCGGCUAUGAAUCAGGCGCGCGAACGUUCACCACAUCGCAGUGUCACAGAUAUGCAAGGUGGCCCUGGUGGUCCAGUGGGUGGUGAAAUGCGUAUUAAAGAGGAAAUGCCACGAACUAAAGAAGAGCAGGAUGCUAUGAUGAUGAGAGCCUCAGCCGCAGCAGCGGUAGAUCCUCGUUAUCAUAACUCGCUGGCAGCUGCCCAGGCAAAUGCGGCAGCGGCCGCCCAUCAUGCCUCAUUCAUGGCCAGUCGUCAUGGGCCCCAUGUGGGACCACCACCUCCACACCUAACAAGGACUAUGAUGGCACCAGGUCUUGGUGGUCCACCCAUGACUCACUUUGGUCCUCCAGGUCCUGGCUGGCCUAUGGAUCCCUAUCGUGACCCCUAUGCAAUGUCUGCCUUACGUUAUAAUCCCCUAAUGGAGGUGGCUCUUCGCCAUGAAGAAGAACGCCACAAAGCAGCAAUGAACUUGUAUGCAGUGCAAUCGGCGGCCCAUUUGCGUGGCAAAGAACCAUCCCCCAUACCACCACCCUCAGGUGUAGGAGGACCAUUGGGUCCGCCACCACCUCCCCAUCAUCGUAUACAACCUGGUCCACUGGGACCACCGCCGGGAUCAAUGGGCCCAGGUGGGCCAGGUGGACCUCCCGUCGUACCCACACAAUCAUCGCUGAGCGGUAAACCUCCACCGACACUGGGUGGUAUGCCACAUCCCAUGGUGGUGGAUCCGUUAAUGCAACCCAAAAAGGAGGAACCCGGUGGCGGCGGUGGUGGAACACCGCAGACGGUAAUGGGUAUGGCACCCACAGCAACAAAUCCAGGAAAUAAUCCGCCAGGCCGAUGA